AGUCCCGGACGGUGAGCCCCAGCGGGAUUUGCAUCCCAGACCGACGCACAGAGCUCGCCGCCUCUGGGGCUCCAGGAACAGCUCUGAGCUGGUCGCAGGAGUAGGUUGUUACCCUCCAGCCAUGCUGUAUGACGGCGAAUGGCGGCUUCUCUGUGCUGUAUCCGGGCAACCCCCAGCCCGGGGACCUGAUUGAGAUUUUCCGGCCGGCCUAUCAGCACUGGGCUCUGUAUCUGGGGGAUGGGUACGUCAUCAAUGUGGCGCCUGUCGAGGAAGGUGCCGCGUCGUCGCUGGCCAGCGCCAAGUCGGUGUUCAGCCGGAAGGCCCUGGUGAAGAUGCAGCUCCUGAAGGACGUGGUGGGGAGCGACAGGUACCGAAUCAACAACAAGUACGACGCCGCCUACGCCCCGCUGCCCACGGAGCACAUCCUCCGGCGCGCCGAGCUCCUCGUCGGCCAGGAAGUGUCCUACGACCUGCUGGGCAACAACUGCGAGCACUUUGUGACGCUGCUGCGCUACGGGGAGGGGGUCUCCGAGCAGGCCAGCCGAGCAAUGGGCGCCGUGGGGUUUGUAACCGCUGCCGCCGGCGCCGUCUCCCUGCUGGGCUUUUUCCAGAACCGAUCCAGGGACCGGCAGUAUUGACCAGCUCCCAAGAGAGCGCCCAGCGGGCAGGGGCUGGAUCCCAGCGGGGGACGGACCAGCUCAGCCCGCGGCUAACGCCACCACAGACACUUGCUGCUAAG
Pelodiscus sinensis (Chinese soft-shelled turtle) is the source of this 739-nucleotide messenger RNA. NCBI's taxonomy places the organism in Eukaryota, Metazoa, Chordata, Testudines, Trionychidae. The record is from RefSeq and is a predicted model, not a curated record.